This is a messenger RNA of Balaenoptera musculus (blue whale), 1918 nucleotides long. It is a transcript of the gene PIAS4, whose product is annotated as protein inhibitor of activated STAT 4. Gene Ontology annotation, biological process: protein sumoylation; regulation of transcription by RNA polymerase II. Gene Ontology annotation, molecular function: SUMO ligase activity; transcription coregulator activity; zinc ion binding. The coding region runs from base 40 to 1638 and encodes 532 amino acids. The transcript has 12 exons. Lineage: Eukaryota; Metazoa; Chordata; Mammalia; Artiodactyla; Balaenopteridae. The record is from RefSeq and is a predicted model, not a curated record.
GGCUGGGGGCUCCCGGCGCGGGGGACGCUGGUGGCCAAGAUGGCGGCGGAGCUGGUGGAGGCCAAAAACAUGGUGAUGAGUUUCCGAGUCUCUGAUCUUCAGAUGCUCCUGGGUUUUGUCGGCCGGAGUAAGAGCGGACUUAAACACGAACUUGUCACCCGGGCCCUCCAGCUGGUCCAGUUUGACUGUAGCCCCGAGCUGUUCAAGAAGAUCAAGGAGCUCUACGAGACACGUUACGCCAAGAAAAGCUCGGAGCCCGUGCCACAGCCCCACCGGCCCUUGGACCCCCUGACCAUGCACUCCACCUACGAGCGGGCCAGCUCGGUGCCCAGGACUCCCCUCACGGGCCCCAACAUUGACUACCCCGUGCUCUACGGGAAGUACUUAAACGGACUCGGACGGUUGCCUGCCAAGACCCUCAAGCCAGAAGUGCGCCUGGUGAAGUUGCCCUUCUUUAACAUGUUGGAUGAAUUGCUGAAGCCCACCGAGCUGGUUCCGCAGAAUAACGAGAAGCUUCAGGAGAGCCCGUGCAUCUUUGCCUUGACGCCCAGACAGGUGGAGCUGAUCCGGAACUCCAGAGAACUGCAGCCCGGGGUCAAGGCCGUGCAGGUCGUUCUAAGAAUCUGCUAUUCAGACACCAGCAGCCCUCAGGAAGACCAGUACCCACCCAACAUCGCCGUGAAGGUCAACCACAGCUACUGCUCGGUCCCGGGCUACUACCCCUCGAACAAGCCUGGAGUGGAGCCCAAGAGGCCGUGCCGCCCCAUUAACCUCACCCACCUCAUGUACCUGUCCUCGGCCACCAACCGCAUCACCGUCACCUGGGGGAACUACGGCAAGAGUUACUCCGUGGCCUUGUACUUGGUGCGGCAACUGACCUCCUCAGAGCUGCUGCAGAGGUUGAAGACCAUCGGGGUCAAGCACCCGGAGCUGUGCAAGGCACUGGGGCCCAGGCAUGGUCCCGAGCCACUUGGGGAUGGAGCUGAACCGCUGCCCGUCUCAGUCAAAGAGAAGCUGCGCCUGGACCCCGACAGCGAGAUUGCCACCACCGGCGUGCGGGUCUCCCUCAUCUGCCCGCUGGUGAAGAUGCGGCUGUCAGUGCCCUGCCGCGCGGAGACCUGUGCACACCUGCAGUGCUUCGACGCCGUCUUCUACCUCCAGAUGAACGAGAAGAAGCCCACCUGGAUGUGCCCGGUGUGCGACAAGCCAGCCCCCUACGACCAGCUCAUCAUCGAUGGGCUCCUCUCCAAGAUCCUGAGCGAGUGCGAGGAUGCCGACGAGAUCGAGUAUCUGGUGGACGGCUCGUGGUGCCCGAUCCGCGCCGAGAAGGAGCGCAGCUGCAGCCCCCAGUGCCCCAUCCUUGUGCUCGGCACCUCGGAUGCUAAUGGGCUCCCAUCCACCCCCAACGUCAACGGCGGGGGUGGCGGCGCGCUUGGGGGCUCUGGCGGCGGGGGCGGCACGGCGGGAGGCGUGGAGAACGGGAAGCCGGGAGCUGACGUGGUGGACCUCACGCUGGACAGCUCGUCGUCCUCGGAGGAGGAGGAGGACGAGGACGAGGAGGACGAGGACGAGGACGAGGAGGGCCCCCGGCCCAAGCGCCGCUGCCCCUUCCAGAAGGGCCUGGUGUCGGCCUGCUGACUGCUGGCCACUGCCGCGACCAGCCGGACACUCGACUUUCCUGGUGCUCACCACGCAGAGGGGCGCAGGCGGGCCUCGGGCACAGCGGGAGGAGUGAUUUUUUUUUUUUUUUCUUUUUAUUGUUGUUCAUUUUGUUUUUCCACCCCUUUCCCUGCCUGGCUCCUGGCACCUGUACCUCUGGACUCUCCUAUCGGAGGAUUAAAAAAAAAAAAAAGUAAAACGACAAAAAAAAGUCCAAAAAAAAAAAAGAAAAACAAACAAAAAUCAAACUUAAAAACAA